This is a messenger RNA of Thermothelomyces thermophilus ATCC 42464, 447 nucleotides long. RefSeq lists its product as uncharacterized. The record is from RefSeq and is a predicted model, not a curated record. The coding region runs from base 1 to 447 and encodes 148 amino acids. The transcript has 2 exons. Lineage: Eukaryota; Fungi; Ascomycota; Sordariomycetes; Sordariales; Chaetomiaceae.
AUGUCGUCGUACAAGGACACGGAGGACUAUAUAUGGUACCUAAAUGGUGCCGGCGGAACCAGGAAGCGCCACCUUGGUAUGCCGCCCUUUGAGCGAAAUGAGGAUGGCGAAAUCGAGCUCGCCCCAGGCGAGGUUUACUGUCGCUUUAGCAACGAGGAUGGCGACCUCUGUUACAAGACGGACGCGUUCUCGAGCGAGUCGAACCUAAAGACCUACAUCAAGAAGCAUAAGAUUAAUGGCAACCCGGCCCGUAUUAAGGGUAAGCGGCAGGGUGCCAAUAAUAUCGACGAUAUGAACGUGGCGUGUAAGUUUUACGCCAAAUUGCGCGAGAUUGUUGAGAAGGGUGAUGAGGAGGAGUCUGCCGAGCCGAUGCCGACUCCCUCUAAGCGCCCUGCCCCUGCCGAGGCUGCCCCCCGCCAGGACCGUCGACCUUCCCUGCCCCUUUAA